Dothidotthia symphoricarpi CBS 119687 is the source of this 1104-nucleotide messenger RNA. RefSeq lists its product as uncharacterized. Lineage: Eukaryota; Fungi; Ascomycota; Dothideomycetes; Pleosporales; Dothidotthiaceae. The transcript has a single exon. The record is from RefSeq and is a predicted model, not a curated record. Bases 1 to 1104 code for a protein of 367 amino acids.
AUGUCUUUGUCAGAUCAGAUCGCUGCCCUGCAAGUCGAGCUCGCUGUCGCAACGGAGCUGGUCGAAUGGCGCAACCAUCUGCUGGAACUGGAGACCGAGCGCGCCAACCACGCCAUGGAGCGUCUCGCGCUAGAGCAGGCGUCGCGAGAGGAUGACAGCCGGAGGGCGGUGGCAUUGGUCCAGUCGCUCAAUGGUCAGGUCACAGCGCUCCGGGGGCAGAACACCCGCCUCAUGAGAAUGUUCGAGGAUGAGCUGCGGAAGCAAUCGCAGCCGCCCAGGGCUGCGAUGCCUGCCAGUUUUGAUGGCGGUAUUUGGCCAGGGCAAGUCCAGCAACAUGUCAACAUGCACAUGAGGCCGGAGAACUGGGGUCCUGGAGGCCCCAUGCAGCAAGCGGGACUGUUCAACCAGUUCCAGACCAUGUCAGACGGAGACAUGCAGCAAGCGGGACUGUUCAACCAGUUCCAGACCGCUGAUCCCCAACUCCUGCAAGUUGGCUACGGCAGUAGUUCAGGGAGUACCGCGCAGGUACAACCCAGCAUGCAGCCGCCCAGGAUGCAGUUCCCCAACGUGCAGCCCCCCGUCCAGCCAGCACCCCCUGUCCAGCCAGCCCCCAAGGUCGCUAUUCCGCGGUUGCCAGACCGCAACGCAUCAUCAUCCAGCCGCUCGGCACCUACAACCAGGGGAAGAAGAUCCCGUUUGCCGCCCGCCCCCCGUCGGGUAGUUGCCUGCAUACACUGCCGGAACAACUGGUGGGCGGAUACCUGCGACGAUGGCGAGCCGUGCCAGAACUGCGCCCUGACUCAUGGAAAGCAGGAUUGCAUGCGUCAAAGGUGCAAAAAUAACUACGCUCGCGGGACUUGCACCUACAAGGAUUGUAAGGGCACGCACGAGGGCGAUGAGCGGUAUCGAAAUGUUGCGCCCACUGGGGUAUGGGGGUUGAGCUUAAUUGAUCGGCGUAAUGCUGUGCCCAGCCCGGUACAGGUAUUGCGGGAUAGGGCUCGGGCUGCUGAGGCCACGGCUGCUGCGGCUAGGGCUGCUGCAGCGGGUCCAGGAAAUGGGGUUGGAAGGGUUAUGGGUCGGACGGCGUUGACCAUUGAGAAUUAG